GAAAUAAGCUCGCCCCACCCUGUUGGAAUGAAAAUACGACGCUAUUACGCAUGGCCAUUACUUAGUAUUUAAACCGACUAAGCGAGGUCUAUGUCAAUACUAUUUCAUCUUCGUUUUUGACGAGAAAUAAACGAAAUUAUGGGCUCGAAAAAGCAAGGCAGCCUUCAUCGUAUGUUCACACAGCCAGAUUUAUCAAAGAUUGAACUAAAAUCAAAGGUUUGUGGGAAUUAUUUGAUAUUAUGGCUUUGAAAUUUUACCAGAAGUAUAUUCGGUAUUUCAAGAAUUGAAUGUCUAAUUUUUUGCUACUUUUCUAGUUUGAUGCAGAGUUUAGAAGGGUAUCGAUCGACCGUACCAAGUACACGGAAUUCUCGGACUUUUAUACUUUUGUCGAGCAGUUACAUCGUUUGGAAAAAAUUCCCUUUACGUUGUGGUAUACUGAUCCAGAUCGGGAGUUAUUGCCUAUCAACAAUAACAAUAAUCUGGGCGCAGCAUUACAACAUGCUAACCAGAGAUUACGACUUGUACUACAGCGACAAGGUAAUUUAUAUGGGCAAGUUUCACUCUAAUGUUAAUUCAGGCUUUGAUUGUAAAUAAAAUUUAUAGUUUUCGUAUAUAAGAUACACAGAUACACUUAUAUUAGUUAUUCCUAGAGGCUAUAUUUACAAAGGGUAGCGGACCAUUAUUAAAAUACAUCACAUAAAUCGAUCGUAUUGAUUUAAAUAAUGAACAUUUAUUAUUUUAAAUUAUAACCAUGUGUUACUUUUAAAAGAUAAUUGCAACAUUUGACUUGUCUUAAAAGAAUUCUAUUUGAAAAAUAUGAUUUUUUCCUGUAGGCGAAAGUCUAAACCAAAGAUUAUUGUUCCUAGCAAUUCAUUAUACAUAUACACCACUUCAGACUAAUGAUAUUAACUUUAUUCAAUGAGACCAAAGCCAUUAACUUUAGCAAAUAGUUGAGGUUUGUCCUGUCUUGUUCAUGUUUGGCUGGUUUUAAUGGGGCCAAAUUAAUUUCAAUUAUUAAUAUUGGGUUGUUCUACUUACAUUUCAGGGACAAGAAAGACUCUAAACCAUUUAUAAAUGAAAUUAAAUGUGAAAUUACAUAAUCAAAGUUGUUGAACUAUAAAAAAUAUUGUGAUGCAGCAAUAAUUUCAAAAAUGAAAUUUAAAUAUGUCAACUUUACAUGAAAUUGACAGCCUACUUUAUCUAAAGCACAUACAUUCAUUAACAUGCAAAGCAUAUGUGUAUGUAUAGAUUUGUACCGAAUAUAAUAAUUAAUUAUCAAAGUAAUAAAGUUUUGAAAUGCUAUUUUUCUUGUCAGGAGAAAGCUAUGAUAAUGACAACGCUUAUGUUCCGCCUGUUAUUGGAUCACCGAAGAAAAGAAAUAUCCUCUCAAACGUAACAAAUGUUGUGGCUAAUCGUCCGAAACUGGCACACAGAUUGGCUAUAAGCACGCCUUCAGAUUUCAGGAGAGUGUCUGCUAUUGUUGAUGUUGAUAUAGUCCCUGAAACGCAUCGACGUGUUCGGCUUUUAAAACACAACAGCGAUAAGCCGCUGGGGUUCUAUAUCCGAGAUGGCACGAGCGUGCGAGUGACUCCAAAUGGAAUAGAGAAGGUCCCGGGGAUUUUUAUAUCGAGGCUGGUCCCUGGAGGUUUGGCUGAGAGUACUGGGCUAUUGGCAGUUAACGACGAGGUCCUAGAGGUUAAUGGUAUAGAAGUUUCGAGUAAAACAUUAGAUCAAGUUACGGACAUGAUGAUCGCAAACAGUCAUAACCUUAUAAUAACCGUUAAACCAGCCAAUCAGCCUGUCGCAACACCACGAACUAUGAGCCAAGGGCAUAUGGGUUACAAGGAUACGAACAUGGUGAAAUCAAACCCUGAUCUUUCAAGAGUGAGGUUGCAAGAUAAUAGAACAUUUUCAACACCAGAUCUACCCAUGUCACUGAAACUCGAUGGUGCAGAUACAUACCCAAGGAAACAAAUGCGACCAAAAAGUAUCGGUACACCAAGCGGGAUGUUCAUGAGUAGCAAUAACGGAUUGGUUAACCCAGCUUGUGAGAUACUUGAUGACAGUGGGGAUGAGGGUGAGGUCGACGAAGAUGGAAUUCUGUCGAUUUAAUCUCUGUUAAAUAUUGGUGGACAUUACAGAGUGCAAUGGUGAGCAUUUGCAUAUUAGUCCAAAAAAAUCAUGAAAAUACCAUAGUAUUUCCAAAAAAGGUACAUGUACAUAUAAUUUACAUAACAUAAACCUUUGCGCUCAAAAAAUACACCUAAUUUAUAGAAACAAAAAUACUAAAUUGUGAAAACAUGACAAAGAUGACAGCCAUGCUGAUUAAUAAGGACUAAAUGUAUGAAAAGACCAUUAAGACCAUAUUCAAUUGUAGAAUCAGCUUGAAUGAACAUAUUGUAUAUACAUCAUGUAAAUACAACAUGGCUGAUUAUAUUUUGUGUAACGAAAUAGUAUUUUAGGGUUGGGUUAUGGGUUUUGUUUUGCAAUUUUGGGUUUUGCAAACACUGUAGUCUGUAGAAGUUUAUAUAUAUUUUCUUACAAAUUUGUAUUGGUCAAUUGGCAAUUAAAAUGGAAAAAUCAGACAUGCAGGUGUCUUGUACAGAAUGAUGAAGCCUUGAAGGAAUUUUGUUGAUGAAAAUUUUGAGCGAAAAUUGUACUACAC
Paramuricea clavata is the source of this 2665-nucleotide messenger RNA. The record is from the annotation of a GenBank genome assembly. NCBI's taxonomy places the organism in Eukaryota, Metazoa, Cnidaria, Anthozoa, Malacalcyonacea, Plexauridae.